Messenger RNA from Neospora caninum, 1872 nucleotides. Its product is annotated as putative thioredoxin. Lineage: Eukaryota; Apicomplexa; Conoidasida; Eucoccidiorida; Sarcocystidae. Gene Ontology annotation, biological process: response to endoplasmic reticulum stress; protein folding. The coding region runs from base 1 to 1872 and encodes 623 amino acids. The transcript has a single exon. Gene Ontology annotation, molecular function: protein disulfide isomerase activity. Gene Ontology annotation, cellular component: endoplasmic reticulum. The record is from RefSeq and is a predicted model, not a curated record.
AUGGCCGGCGCGCUGUUCGGCGUCCUUGCGCUCCUUUUCGCGCUCUCCGCGAGCGUUUCGGGGCCGGCCUCCCGCGCUUCGUCCACUCUGUUCCGUUUCCCGUCGCCCCUGGGUGUCUCGGCAGCUGCGCGAGAGGCGGGCGUCGUGAACGCGGAAGACGAGGCUGCCCGAGCCGGCGACGCUGCCUCGGACAAGUCGACCAAGAGCUACAGUCUGAAGCAGCAGCAACAGACGCGGGAAAACAAGCUGAAGGUGCUCGAGAGCGGCGCGAUGUCCUUGUCUGGACUGGAGACGUACAAGGAGUUUCUCGCCUCCCAUCCGUUUGUCUUGGUCAUGUACUACGCACCGUGGUGCUAUUGGUCCAAGGCGACGUUGCCGGAGUUCCACGCGGCGGCGAAGAUCCUCGCGCACCACGAACCGCCGGUGAUUCUCGCCCUCGUCGACUCGGUGGAGGAAGAGGACAUUGCGAACUUUGAAGACAUCCGCGAAUUCCCGACGCUCAAAUUCUUCAUCGAUGGGCGCGGGCAGCCGUACCAGGGCCGUCGGCACCGCACCCACCUCGUUCACUGGGUGGAGACGCGCCUGGACCGCGACAAGUCGCUCACUUCCACGCAGCACUUGGACGAGAUGAUGUCCAACCGCGAGCACGGUCACCUGGUCAUCGUCGGGGCGUUCAACUCGAGCGGAUUCGACGCGAAUGCGUACGUCUCGGUGGCUCGGCGCUUCGGCGAGGACGUCUUUUUCGGCCACGUCCAGGACGCCCAACUGAUUGACCAUCUCCGCCAGCACAUUCGCCGGCUCCAGAAGGGGAAGAUCCCUGCAGACGUCGAGCGACGCCUCGCGAACCCGCCCUUCAUCGCCGUCUUCUCCAAGCACGCGCACGAACCGGACGUCCACCUGUACACCGGGAACCCCUCGGAUGUCGCGGCGCUCACGAGCUUUGUCGGCCGAUUCCGCUUCCCGCUCAUUUCCAUCUUCGACGCAGAUCGCCUGCCAGAGAACUUCUUCACCGAUCCGCGCCCAAAGGCAGUCCUCAUCGUGGACACCAAGGCGAAUCCGAACGCGCUCGCAGCUGUCGAGGCCGAGACCUCGACGGACCCCGUCGUGCGCGCGUUCCUCCAGGGCGCCCGGAAGCACCGCCAGUCGCUCCUCGCGACCGUGUGCGGCGUGAACUCUCCGUUCGAGAAACACAUGCUCGAACUGCUCGGCGUCGACGAAGACGCGCUCCCUGCGCUUCGCAUCAUGUCCGUGAACGCCGACAGCGAGGGACCGCAUCACCCCGCCCUGAAGUUCAGGCCCGAGGAGAAAAGCUCCGGCAGAUCAGGGCAGGCGCGAGUGCCGAUUCGCACGCUGUCGCCGUCGGUCGUUUCCACGUUUUUCGACGACUUUGUCGGUCGGAAACUAGAGCCGUAUUUCCGGUCUGAGGCGGUCAGCGACGAGGAAGAACCGCGCGGCACUGUGAAAACCGUCGUGGGUUCGACCUUUCAACAGCUUGUCAAAGACGCCGACGGCGACGUCUUCAUCGAGUUUUACGCCCCCUGGUGCGGGUACUGUCGGAAACUGGAGCCGGCGUACAAGGAACUCGCAGCGCGACUCCGAGACGUCCCCGGCGUGACCAUCGCGAAGAUCGACGCCACACGCAACGAGGUGCCGGGCAUGAAGGUUCCGGGCUAUCCGACGCUCUUCCUCUUCCCCCACGGAAAGAAACAUGACCCACCCCUCGUCUACAGCGGAGAGAGAACCGUGGAGGACAUGCUCGAGUGGCUGCAGACGCGCGUCGCGAAGGCGCGCUUCGACACCAACCGACUCCUCGCCCUCGACUUGCGCGCGCGCGGAGGCGAGGCCGUCGGCAGUGUCCUCGAGGAGCUGUGA